This is a messenger RNA of Staurois parvus, 398 nucleotides long. The record is from the annotation of a GenBank genome assembly. Lineage: Eukaryota; Metazoa; Chordata; Amphibia; Anura; Ranidae.
AUGUAUACACACACAGGCACGUACAGACACGCAUACACACAGAUACACAGACACAUGUACAUACAUACACAGACAUGUACAUACACACAGACACAUGUACAGAUACACACAUGUACAUACACACAGACGCACACACACCCAUGAAAAGUUGCAGUACUUCGUUGUUCACUCACAGAUCUGGGUACUGCACUCUAGGGGGAGGCAGAGAGCACAACACACACUCCUUGCUUUGCUUUCACUCUGCUCAGCUUUUGAGCAGUCUGACGGCUCCCAGUGCCAAGGACAGAUCCGGCCUGAGCUCCGAGCCUGCUCAGCAAGAUGGUCUUGGGGGACCCACUGGCCCCCACCAUAAUUUCCACUCGCCAUUGGCGACCAGGCGAGUGGAAAUUUCAAGCCCU